GACAUCAAUGCAAGCCUGAAGAGGAAAAACAAUUCCUUCCACCUAAGCCAUGGCUUAUCAGUUAUACAGAAAUACCACCUUGGGAAACAGUCUUCAAGAGAGCCUAGAUGAGCUCAUUCAGUCUCAACAGAUAACCCCCCAACUUGCUCUUCAAGUUCUCCUUCAGUUUGAUAAGGCUAUCAAUUCAGCAUUGGCUCAGAGAGUCAGGAACAGAGUCAAUUUCAGGGGCUCUUUAAAUACGUACAGAUUCUGCGAUAAUGUGUGGACUUUUGUUUUGAAUGAUGUCGAAUUCAGAGAGGUGACAGAGCUUAUUAAAGUGGAUAAAGUGAAAAUUGUAGCCUGUGAUGGUAAAAAUACUGCCUCUAAUACUACAGAAUGAACGGGUGGAAAUGGCUUUUUUAUGCUAUCCUCUGUUAUGACUCUUGGCCUUUUGAAGAGAAACUUAGAAGAGACUUUUUUAAUUUAUUCUAGCAAUGCAGAAAUUACUCCAUUGUGCUGUGCUGUCGGAGAAGUCCAGUAGAAAGCUUGUAACUUUAGCCGCUUCCAUUCACUUACUACGCAGCAUGAAGAGACCCAAUUUUUUUUAUUAACAAAUCAAAAGUUGUUACCUUCCUAUAAAUAUUCUUUAAUAAAUGAAUUUUAAGAC
Elephantulus edwardii (Cape elephant shrew) is the source of this 646-nucleotide messenger RNA. It is a transcript of the gene GTF2A2, whose product is annotated as general transcription factor IIA, 2, 12kDa. Lineage: Eukaryota; Metazoa; Chordata; Mammalia; Macroscelidea; Macroscelididae. The coding region runs from base 50 to 379 and encodes 109 amino acids. The record is from RefSeq and is a predicted model, not a curated record. Gene Ontology annotation, biological process: transcription initiation at RNA polymerase II promoter; RNA polymerase II preinitiation complex assembly. Gene Ontology annotation, molecular function: RNA polymerase II general transcription initiation factor activity; TBP-class protein binding. The transcript is spliced from 4 exons. Gene Ontology annotation, cellular component: transcription factor TFIIA complex.